CUGAUAAUACGCUGACAUUGUUGGCUAACUUGGCUAGCCGUUAGCUUUGUGCUGUCGUUCGCUUGUCAACUAAACGCUACUGUAGCAGUUUAUCGACACGAUGCUAACAGUUGUUAGCCUCCAGCUUUACCUAGCGCUCCAGGUGACAAUAGAGCGGAGAGAAUUGAUGAUAUUGCGUUUAGCCUGUUUGUGUCCCGCUGCCGGUGUUUACUUGUUUUCGAAACUCCAUUCAGACAACUGCCCAGCAAAGUUAACCAAAGCUGACUGUUUGUAAAGGUUAUGUUAGCUAUCUGUUUAUAACUGGCAGCGGGUGACAUUUGGAAACGCUUUGACACCUGAGCUAGCACGUCUACACAGCUCAUCAUUAUCUGUGCCAUCACCAUCAUCUGGACUGUUGUUGUUGGAUUGGAUUUGGAGUUUAUUAACACUGAAACUUGACUAGCCCCCCUGGCCUGUGGCAGUUUCUCUUUGAGCACGGAGGGGUCUGAGUGAAGGCUGAAAGAUGGUCUGAUGGACCGCCGCUUCUUCCUGACCUUCCUCUUCUGCUCAGUGUCGUGGAUCUUCUUCUGGGAAGUGCGCUGGAAGAAAGGAAAAGAGAGUCAGAUUGAGGAAUGGCUCCAAGGACAUAGCCUCUCUCAAUACAGGCACUUGUUUGAAGAUGUACAGACACUGGAGGAACUGAGUCUGAGUGUAUUGAGUCGUCUGGAAGAGGUGGUGAAGGAACAGCAGCGCUGGAGGGAAAUUGCAGAGGCCCACAUCCAGCUGCUCCGAGACUUUGCCUUCCAGGAGUGGCUUUGCUCCCAGAACCUGGAGCACUAUUACCAUACACUGAAGACCUUGGGUUGUAUGAAUCUGGAUGAUCUGUCUCAGUUUGACAGUCAGCUGCAGCUGUCUCUAGCUGCCUGGGGUUACUACUACGAAGACUACAUUAAGUUGUCCACAGGCAUCAAGAUCCUCCAGAACUCCAGGGGGAGUCGUGACCAGGACUACGAGAUCCGGCUGGUGCACAGCCUUACAGUGAGGCGUCUGAAUGAGAAGUGGACAAUUGCGGGAGCUCUCAUAUUUGGCUGUACUGUGGCGCUGUGCUUCUUGAUAAGGGACCUCAUGUUUUACGUGAUUGGUGGAAUUACUGUUUCCAUCAUAGCGUUUGUCUUCACCAUCAAGUUCCUCUGUGAGCUUGCAGCGCGGGUGGUCAGCUUCCUGCAGAAUGAGGAUCCAGGGCGACGCGGUGACCGCAGCAUCUAUGACUAUGUCCGGGGAAACUACCUGGACCCACGUUCCUGCAAGGUGUCUUGGGAUUGGAAGGAACCGCAGGAAGUGGGGCAGACUAUGAGCUUCAGAGUCCAGCUGUUCUACAAGAAUGGCCAGCCUUUCCCGGCCCACCGGCCUGUUGGGCUGAGGGUCAACAUCACCCACAUUGAAUUGGCUCUGGACAUCCCUGUUACACAGGAAGUUCUGCAAGAACCAGAGUCCAAUGUAGUCAAAGUGGCCUUCACAGUGCGUAAGGCCGGGCGCUAUGAAGUUGCUGUCAAGCUGGGUGGCCUCAACGUGGCCUACAGCCCUUAUUACAAGAUAUUUCAGCCAGGUACAGUCGUCCCAUCCAAAACCAAGAUAGCCUACCAUUUCUCCACCCUGGUGCUAACAAACGGCCAGCAGCACACUUUGCAGAUCGAGCCCAGGGACGAGUACGGAAACCCCACCAGUAACUCCACAUCCCUCACAGACGAAGCCAACUACAGCGUCCAUGUGCACUCUCUGGGCACGGUGGAUGAUGACAGUCUGGAGGAGUAUUACAGUAAGUCAGUGUCACUCAACAAGCAGCAGUGCCAGGUUCUGCUGAGACUGACUCUGAGGAAGACGGGCUGUUUCAGGGGCCGAAUCUCCUACAAGGAUCAACCGCUCAGCAACGGGGAAUUUGACAUUAUUGUUCUCAGUGAGAAUGAGAAGGCCUGUGUGGAGAAGAAUGUGUCCACUCCAGGCAUCAGUAUCUACUUUGAGGCGUACCUUUACAGCAAUGGGAACUACAGUUCCUCAUGGCAGUUACCAGCCUCCUCUUUGCUGGCUCCCCAGAGGAGGCCCUCCAUGGGAGAAGAGGAGGACGAGCACGACUCUCCUGUGGAGGGACAACCUGAGAAGGUCAAGAAACCAAAAAAGGUCUACUGUUACAUAUCGCCAAAGCAACUAUCCGUGAAGGAGUUCUACCUGAAAAUAAUUCCGUGGCGCCUUUUCACCUUUCGAGUAUGUCCAGGAACGAAGUUUACCUAUUAUGGUCCUGACCCAGUUCACAAGUACCUAACUCUAGUGGUGGAUGAUGGGAUACAGCCUCCUGUGGAGCUCAGCUGCAAAGACAGGAACAUCAUGGCCGCCACCUUCAUUCGCUUCCUGCACAAGAACAUUGGUGGCUCUGAAACGUUCCAAGACAAGGUGAACUUCUUUCAACGUGAACUCAGGCACAUCCACUCUAAGAGACCUCGCACCAAGACCUGCCUAAAAAUCACCCGACACUCCAUUCUGGACUCAUCCGUGAAGGCUACAAGGAACUUCUCUGUGUCAGACUGGAGUAAGAACUUUGAGGUCGUGUUUCAGGAUGAGGAAGCUCUGGACUGGGGAGGGCCUCGUAGGGAGUGGUUUGAGCUGGUGUGUAAGACCCUCUUUGACACCUCCAACCAGCUGUUCACCCGCUUCAGCGACAACAACCAGGGCCUGGUGCACCCAAACGCUGACCGGCCACCCCACCUGCGUCUGAAGAUGUAUGAGUUUGCAGGUCGCGUCGUAGGGAAGUGCCUGUACGAGUCUGCUCUGGGUGGAGCCUACAAACAGCUGGUCCGAGCUCGCUUUACACGGUCUUUCUUGGCCCAGAUCAUUGGCCUCAGGAUGAACUACAAGUACUUCGAGACGGACGACCAGGAGUUCUACAAAACUAAAGUCUGCUUCAUCCUAAACAAUGACGUGAGUGAAAUGGACUUGGUGUUUGCCGAGGAGAAGUACAGCAAGUCGGGACAGCUGGAGAAGGUGGUGGAGCUGAUAUCAGGGGGAGCUCAGAUCGCUGUUACCAAUGAAAACAAGAUGCAUUAUCUCAACCUGCUGGCCCAGUACAGACUGGCCAGCCAGGUAAGAGAUGAGGUGGAACACUUCCUGAAAGGUUUGAAUGAACUGGUUCCAGAAAACCUGCUAGCCAUAUUCGAUGAGAACGAGUUGGAGCUGUUGAUGUGUGGCACCGGUGAUAUAAACGUACAGGACUUCAAGGCCCACGCUGUGAUUGUCGGAGGAUCGUGGCACUUCAGAGAGAAAGUGAUGAAGUGGUUCUGGGCUGUGGUUUCCAGCUUCACGCAGGAGGAGCUGGCCCGUCUGCUUCAGUUCACCACCGGCUCCUCUCAGCUUCCCCCUGGGGGAUUCAACACCCUUUGCCCCUCCUUCCAGAUCAUCGCUGCCCCCACACACAGCACCUUGCCCACUGCACACACGUGUUUUAACCAGCUGUGCCUCCCUACGUACGACUCCUAUGAGGAGCUGCACAAGAUGUUGAAGCUGGCCAUCAGUGAGGGCAGCGAGGGCUUCGGCAUGCUCUGACUCCCCCGUCACUGGCACUGUGGUUCCACUCGUACAAGAGGAGACCAACACUGUCCGCUCCAGUGCACCAGUUUCCUGCAUUCAUCUGCGUUUACCAGUGGACUUCUUGGCAGAGUAUCACCCAGACUCCCUAUAAAUCCUCUCUCAGGAUGAGAGGGCAUUACAGGAAGUCCCCACAACGGCUGUCCUGAAACUGGAACUCAAAUACGAACUUUAGUGCUACUGUAUGUAUAUAAAAUAUCUCGCUUUUGUAUAAAAAACAACAAAAAACAGAAACCAGAAACUGCUGAAAAAGGUGAGGUUUGGGCUAGUUGUAUUUCUUAAUGCUAAAGUUUGCUUAGUUUUAUAUGUUUGAAAGACAAACGAUGCUAGAGCAAAGGCCUUGAGUAUUACUUUAUAACCGCUUCUUUUGCAUUUUGCAAACUGAGGAACACUUAAGUGCAACAGCGGCCUACAUGUGAUGUGGGUGAUGCGUGCAUCUACAGCACUUUGGCCUUAAUCGAUCAGGGACUGACGUGUGUUUGUAAAUAUAUAAUAUCACUCUUUUAUUUCAAUACUUGUACAUAGUAGUGUGUAUAAAUAGGUUUUCAUCUUGUUACCUUUUUUGGUUUGACGUUAAAGGAGAAGGGAUUUUCUUUAUUGUUACACAUUUGGUGGGCGGAGAGUUUAUAUGAUUUCUAUAAGCUUUUUUUUUUCUCUCAGAAAGAAUAGGUUUUAAAAAGAAGCCAAGUAAUUUCUAUUGUUUAUACAUGUUUUUAACUUAUUAUGUGUUGGAAAAAAUAUUUGUGUUGACCCAUACUGUUGAAAUUCUGUUUGUCCAGAGCGGUAAAUGUUUUUGUUAUGUGUUAUAACCUGCCUUAUUCAUGCCCUUUGCCUCGGAUUGUAUCCAGAGAGGUGCGUAGGUGAGAGAAGCGUAGUCGGCACACAGUAAUAGGUAUAUUAUGACAUUUCUACUUGUACAUGCAGGGGUCACUGAGGAUGUUGGGGAGAGCCCAUAUAUAACUUUUUGUUAUAUAUGCUGUCUGGUUUUUACUUUUACAUUCACAGCCUUUUAUGGGUUUACCUCAAAAUCUCCUAUGCCACCUGUUCACCCUCUGACACAGGUAUAUAUGUGCUCAAGCACAUGUAUGUUAAAGUUUGUUCAUAGUCGCCUCCUUCCAGUCCUCCAAACUUUAGCCAUAUGAUCCCACAACCUCAGCAAACCGAAGCAUUAUAUCAAUGCAGAUUAUGUCCCUGUUUGUUUUUCUGUACGUUGUUGUAAAACUAUUUAUUUUUAAUGCUGUUAGUGUCGUUAUAUCCUGAGCCAACAGAGUUGUUUUCUCUUUUCUGCUCAGAAUCGUGUAGCAGUUCCUUUGCUGUUCCAGUUUACAUGUUCAUUAGCCAUUUUAUACUAGUGUGUGCUGCCAGUCAGGGUGUUGUAGAGCAUUUAGGAAACUCUUGUUCAGACUCGGAAGCAAAAGGAAAGCGUCAAUGGACGAUUCUUCUCAAUAGUAUUUUGAUUUGAAUACGUUCCCCUACAAAGCACUCUGGAUGCAGUUUCACUUCUCACAUCAUUCUCACAGUCCAACUCGGCCACUAAGAGAUUUAACUUUGUUAUUGUUGAAUGGCAAAGAUGUCACGUUUUGACUGAAAGUUGCAGCAGGUUAGGAUUAACUGUGCUGGCUCACCAGAUCCAAUUACAGCGUCCGCUCGGGAUUCGAUGAGCAUUUGCUUGUGCUUUAGUUGGCCUUUUACAGUGUUAAGAGGUUUAUAAGAGGGUUUGUGUUUGUUUGGGUUGUGCAAUGUUGAUCUGAUGUACUGACAACACUGGAAGAAAAAAAGUGCUUAUGAAAAUGUUUCAUUAAGGGUGUGUUCUCAGCACCAGUACCAAUGGCUGAUAUAUUUACCAGACGUAAAAGUAGUUGAAGCAUAACGUGUUAGUUGUUCCAUUAGAUAUGACCAUUAUUAAAAUAAGAAGGAGGUCUGUCCUGUAGUUUUAUGUUUUUGGUAAAUGUUUUUGCUUUUCACGAGCAUCUACUCUGUUUUAUGUUCGGAUUGUUUCUGGGUUAGAUGGCCUGAGUGUGAUUUUUAGCAAUGUAGAUAUUGUGAAAUAUUCGCCUAUGACUUUGAAGCUGGGAAACUUUUUUUCUUUUCUUUUUUUAAUGGCAAGCCUCUACUGACGAAUGUUUGAGAUUCUCUGCACUGCAGGUCCUUUGUUUAUGGGAAUAAAAAAUGAUGGACUAAAUUC
Messenger RNA from Epinephelus moara (kelp grouper), 5797 nucleotides. It is a transcript of the gene arel1, whose product is annotated as apoptosis resistant E3 ubiquitin protein ligase 1. The coding region runs from base 511 to 3570 and encodes 1019 amino acids. NCBI's taxonomy places the organism in Eukaryota, Metazoa, Chordata, Actinopteri, Perciformes, Serranidae. The record is from RefSeq and is a predicted model, not a curated record. Gene Ontology annotation, molecular function: ubiquitin-protein transferase activity. The transcript is spliced from 22 exons. Gene Ontology annotation, biological process: proteasome-mediated ubiquitin-dependent protein catabolic process; positive regulation of protein catabolic process; negative regulation of apoptotic process.